UCGCGCACGGCACAAGUUGCCCCAAACAGCAGCAGCGGCAGCAGCCAGGCACACGGCUAAAAGUUUCUCCACAGGAAUGGAUAAGUUCCAGAAGAACGCAUUUCUGUCCCAUCUCACUUCCACGACUCUCACAACCACCGGGGAUUGGAUAUAAGGAUCGGAACGCGGCAGAUUUGGGAUCUUUUUGCGUUUUGGGGGGCUGCUUUCUCACUUUGGAUUGUUAGUUUUUGCGCUUCAUCUGAAGAGAGAGAGGGGUGUUCUCUCUGGUGUGGACUGAGGAAAAAAUGCGUGCCUUUACGCAGCCUCGCAGUGUGGCGAGCUUGUCCGUGGUCCUGGUGCUGUUUCUGUGGCUGGAGCGUGGAUCCGGCUCAGGGACGUGUCCCCCUCCCUGUGUGUGUUUUGGGGAGCUAGUGGACUGCAGUCGGCUGAGGAAAGGCCAAAUUCCAGACGCGAUCCCGGACUGGACGGUCCAACUGGAUCUGAGCCAUAACAAAUUGCAGGUGCUUGACAGCUCUUUGUUUUCCAACCUACAACAUCUAAGUGAAAUGAAGCUGAACCACAACGAACUGGAAGCGAUACCAGAUUUGGGCCCUUAUGCUUCAAACAUCACAACACUCAUUCUAGCAAACAACAGGAUCACCAGGAUCUCCGAGAAGCAACUCAGGCCUUUUCUGGCCCUGGAAACGCUCGACCUCAGCAACAACAACAUUGUGGAAAUAAAGGCCAACUCCUUCCCCGCUCUGCCGCUCAAGAACAUGUUCCUCAACAACAAUCGAAUCUCGUCUCUGGAGACCGGCUGCUUCACCAACCUGUCCGACACGCUGCAGGUUCUUCGACUCAACCGUAACCGUCUGUCCACCAUCCCACCCAAGAUCUUCCAGCUGCCCAACCUCCAGCAUCUGGAGUUGAGCAGAAACCGGGUUCGCAGGAUUGAAGGCCUCACAUUCCACGGUCUUCACGCUCUCCACUCCCUGAAGAUGCAGAGAAACGGACUCAGCCGCCUGAUGGACGGAGCUUUCUGGGGCCUCAGCAACAUGGAAGUCCUGCAGCUGGACUACAACAACCUGACGGAGGUGAGUAAGGGCUGGCUGUACGGCCUGCUGACUCUGCAGCAGCUCCACCUCGGCCACAACGCCAUCAGCAGGAUCCGACCCGAUGCCUGGGAGUUCUGCCAGAAACUCAGCGAGCUCAACCUCUUCUCCAAUCAUCUCUCCAGACUGGAGGAAUCCAGCUUCGUUGGUCUCAGUCUGCUGGACGAACUCCACAUCGGAAACAAUCAUGUGAGCUUCAUCGCAGAUGGAGCUUUUCGUGGCCUUUCCAACCUGGAGAUGCUGGAUCUCCAAAAUAAUGAAAUCUCUUGGACCAUUGAAGACAUGAAUGGACCUUUUUCUGCUCUGGACAAGCUGAAAAGACUAUUUCUGCAGGGGAACCAGAUCCGCUCGGUGACCAAGAAGUCUUUCUCAGGCCUGGACGCACUGCAGCACCUAGAUUUAAGCAAUAACGCCAUCAUGUCCAUCCAAGCGAACGCCUUCUCUCAGAUGAAGAACCUGCAGGAGCUGCGUCUGAACACCUCCAGCCUCCUGUGCGACUGCCAGCUGAAGUGGCUUCCAGUCUGGGUGGCAGAACAAACCUUCCUGCCCUGCGUCAAUGCCAGCUGCGCCCACCCACAAAUGCUGAAGGGCAGGAGCGUGUUCGCCAUAAGCCAGGAGGAUUUUGUGUGUGAUGACUUCCCAAAGCCCCAGAUCACUGUGCAGCCUGAGACCCAGACGGCCCUCAAGGGCACCAACGUUACGUUUGUGUGCUCUGCGGCCAGCUCCAGUGACUCGCCCAUGACCUUCGCCUGGAAAAAAGACAACGAGGUCCUGAAUGACGUAGAGAUCCACAACCAGGCCCACCUCCGGGUUCAGGGAGGCACUGGAGGCGAGACGGAGGUGACAGAAUAUACGACCACGCUGCAGCUUCAAAACGUUGAGUUCUCCAGUGAGGGGAAGUACCAGUGUGUCAUCUCCAACCACUUUGGAUCUUCAUACUCAACCAAGGCCAGGCUCACUGUCAACAUGCUGCCUUCCUUCACUAAGAUACCCAUGGACUUGAGUAUCCGAGCCGGAGCCACGGCAAGGCUGGAAUGUGCCGCUGUUGGUCAUCCUUCCCCUCAGAUUGCCUGGCAGAAAGACGGAGGCACCGACUUCCCUGCUGCUCGUGAGCGCCGCAUGCAUGUGAUGCCAGAGGACGACGUCUUUUUCAUAGUGGAUGUCAAGACCGAAGACAUUGGUGUUUAUAGCUGCACUGCUCAGAACACAGCUGGAGCUAUUUUGGCUAAUGCUACGCUAACUGUUCUAGAAACACCUUCCUUUUUGCGUCCCCUCAUGGAUCGUACUGUGGCCAAAGGUGAAACCGCUGUCCUCCAGUGCAUUGCAGGCGGCAGCCCUCCCCCGAGGCUGAACUGGACCAAAGACGACAGCCCAUUGGUGGUGACCGAGCGGCACUUCUUUGCAGCUGCCAACCAGCUCCUCAUCAUUGUUGACGCCGCAGAGGCAGACGCUGGGAAGUACACUUGCGAGAUGUCUAAUGCGUUAGGCACCGAGAGGGGCAAUGUUCGGCUGGCAGUCAUACCGAAUCCCAACUGUGACUCUGGAGUGCAGCAGGGUGGCGUUGGGCUUGGAAUUGUGAGUGGCGCAGGAUCUGAAGAUGAUGGGUGGACCACAAUGGGUAUCGUCAUCAUAGUGGUGGUGUGCUGUGUGGUUGGUACUUCCCUGGUUUGGGUGGUCAUCAUCUACCACACCCGUCGACGGAAUGAGGACUGCAGUGUCACCAAUACAGAUGAGACCAACCUGCCUGCCGACAUCCCCAGCUACCUGUCCUCUCAGGGUACUCUUGCCGACCGACAGGAUGGCUACAUCCCAUCUGAGAGUGGCAGCAGCCAUCAGUAUAUGGCAUCGUCAAUGAGCGGCUUUUACCUCCAGCCUAAAGACAUGAAUGGUCUUUGUCAACUGGAUACAGGAAGUGAAGCAGACUUGGAAGCGACUAUAGAUCCUCUGCUGUGCCAUUAUCAAGGUCCAAUUGGGUCACUGCUAUGCCGAGAUAACAUGUACUCCACUGACCCAUCAGAGGUUUUCACAGGUUGUUCCAUUGACCAGAAGCCUGUUUACAUCGACUCCUACAGCGGCAGCCUGAGCAACCCUAAAAGGAGGGAUUACUUUUUGUCUGAGCACUUCGACCUCUGCUCAUCUACUGUCCUGAUGCAGCUUCCCAGUGCCAGUCUGCAUCAUGGUCCCUCUCACCAGCAGGGCGACCGCCGUCCAUCCAUGGAGGAGGGAGAUGUGGUCGAUUACGGGAGACCUCAUGAGUGUCUUUCGCCCUGCAACACCUUCAUGGGAACAUUUGGGAAAGCUCCUUGGAGGCCUCACCAGGAUCUUUACCCAGGGUUCAGCCCACCAUCUGUGACUCAUAAAGAAAUAACUCUGCAUGAGAACCCUUACGCUGCUCCAGAUGCAGAUUCAGACCACGAGGACGUCGGUGUCGACAAGGACUCUUCAUCAGAGCAAAGUGUAUAUGAACAUCCAUUAGACAACAGUCGGACUGAUCCAAUGACACAAUGCAGAACGAGCACUUAACCAAGUGACUGAGCUCCUGUCUGCUCUUGUUUUUCAUGAAGAGGACGACCAAAACAAUGAACCUUUCUACCUCACUGAAUGGACACUUUUGCAAUAACGGACUCCUCAAAUGUGCAACGAGUGAAUGUAAAAGACAAUUUGAUUUUCAUGUAGAAACAGAAAGGAGAAUAUUAGCAGGAGAAUGCAGCUUCAGUUAAAUAAUACAGAUGAAUAUAUACAUUUUUUAUAUAAAGUUUAUUAUAUUUUGUAAAUUGUAUAUAAACAGAUUUCAUUAUUUUUGCUUACAUUUUGUGUAUGAGUAUUUUGCAGCCUAUUCAGUUCUUCCAGCUUUGAAUGAAGCAAUGUUUUGCACAUGUGUAAACAAUAAACAAAAAACACCUUAA
Amphiprion ocellaris (clown anemonefish) is the source of this 3997-nucleotide messenger RNA. RefSeq names its product leucine-rich repeats and immunoglobulin-like domains 3 (gene lrig3). The transcript is spliced from 19 exons. The record is from RefSeq and is a predicted model, not a curated record. Bases 285 to 3614 code for a protein of 1109 amino acids. Lineage: Eukaryota; Metazoa; Chordata; Actinopteri; Pomacentridae. Gene Ontology annotation, molecular function: protein binding.